UUCCUCACUACAACACAAAACUCCCAUCUUUCCUCAGUCUCCUACUUGAUACCAACCUUGUCCGCUGCUACCCCUCUACUAGUGCCAAUCAUCAUGGCCUUGGUUUUUCUCCUCCUAGCUUUCUCUUUGAUGACCGGUGCCUCCGCUGGUAACCUCUACCAGGACUUCCAGAUCACUUGGGGUGAUGGGCGUGCAAAGAUCCUUGAAAACGGGCAGCUCCUCACCCUCUCCCUCGACAAAGCCUCUAGCUCCGGCUUCCAGUCCAAGAACGAGUAUCUCUUCGGCAAGAUCGAUAUGCAGCUGAAACUAGUCCGGAACUCCGCCGGCACCGUCACUGCCUACUAUUUAUCAUCACAAGGACCUACCCAUGAUGAGAUCGACUUCGAGUUCCUGGGAAACCUCAGUGGAGACCCUUACACACUCCACACCAAUGUGUUCGCCCAGGGGAAGGGGAACAGAGAGAUGCAGUUCCAUCUCUGGUUUGAUCCUACCAAGGACUCCCACACCUACUCCAUCCUCUGGAACCCAUUCACGAGCCAAAAGAGGAUGAGAUGGGUGCAGAGAAACUAUAUGAUCUACAACUACUGCACUGACCUCAAGCGAUUCCCUCAGGGCCUACCUCCAGAGUGCUCCAUCGCCUAAAGAGACAUGCAAAA
Messenger RNA from Elaeis guineensis (African oil palm), 656 nucleotides. Lineage: Eukaryota; Viridiplantae; Streptophyta; Magnoliopsida; Arecales; Arecaceae. The record is from RefSeq and is a predicted model, not a curated record.